Messenger RNA from Elgaria multicarinata webbii, 1825 nucleotides. Its product is annotated as zinc finger and SCAN domain-containing protein 31-like. The record is from RefSeq and is a predicted model, not a curated record. Lineage: Eukaryota; Metazoa; Chordata; Lepidosauria; Squamata; Anguidae. The transcript has 5 exons. Bases 30 to 1565 code for a protein of 511 amino acids.
AGCAGAGCAAGGCUGGUUUGUGGGAGGAAAUGGCUGUGAUGCAAGAGAUGGUGGCCAUUGGGUCUCUGUUAAAGCAAGGCCUGCAUCCAGAAAUAAAAAUGGAGGCCUCGGCAGGCCCUGAACCAGGAGAAGAAAGGGAAGGAGCAGUUCUUCCCCAAACGAAUGUGAAACAGGAGCCAGAGGAAGGACCAUCAGGAAACUGGGAUGCCCAGUUCCAAGAGUUUCUGAGGACUUUCCAGGCUCCUCGUUUGGGAGGGGGAAAUUCACCACUGCCUGAGCAGAGGCAGUGGAAUGACUUGAAAACAUCUCAGACGCCCUCCCAGGAAGCAUCGGACGCCCACAAGUGGCCCAGAGGAUUGUGGGUUCCCCAAAUCCAGACGCAUCUCUCUGGGGCAGCCCUACAGGAGCACGAGACCCAUCUGGGUGUCGGUGAGAAGGGGGUGGAGGCAGCGCUUGCUGGAGAUGUUCCCGCGAUGGAGACGCAGCGGCAGCGCUUUCGGACGUUGUGCUACGAGGAGGCUGGCGGGCCUCAGGAGCUUUGCGGGCGGCUGCAGGAACUCUGCCACCGGUGGCUGAGGCCGGAGACACACACCAAGGAGCAGAUGCUGGAGCUGGUGACCCUGGAGCAGUUCCUGUCCGUCCUGCCACUGGACAUGCAGACCUGGCUCAGAGAAAACAGUCCAGAGACGUGUGCCCAGGCCGUGAGCCUCGCGGAGAGUUUCCUUCUGCGGCAGGGAGAAGCCAACCGUUGGGAACGGCAGGCCACAGGGAUGUCGGAAGAGCCGCCUGUGAAUCCCCUCCAGGCAAGCCGGGCCAGGCUGGGCGCCGGGAAGGCACAGCUUUCCGCAGGAGCUGAGCAGGAGGGCGAAGGGGACGUGAGCUUGUGGGCUGGUGACAGGUGGCUGAGAGAAAGCGACGAACGGAAACUGUUCCUGGAAAGCCUUCAGCAAAUGGAACAAGUGAACGCAACUUUGAAAAACGCCGGGGAGAAAGAUUUCAUGUGUCGGAAAGAAGCUGAUGAGACCCCUGAGGAGGAAAUGGAUCUAUUGGUUCUCUCACCAGGUGUUUGCAAAGGCAGCAGUGAACCCACGAAGCAAGAUAAUGAGAAUGAAAUGAAAUAUGACAAAUGUGGGGAGAGCUGUAUUCGAAGCUCGCACCUUGCUACUCCCAAGAGCAUCGAUAUGGAGGAGAAACCGUACAAGUGUUGGCACUGCGGCCAGAGUUUCAGCAGCAGUUCUGACCUCCUGAUGCACGAGAGGACCCAUGUGGGGGAGAAACUCUAUAAAUGUUCCCACUGUGGAGAAAGCGAGAGAAUCCACACCGGGCAGAUCUCACAUACAUGCUCACACUGUGGGAAGGGAAUCCACGGAGGACCCAGACGUUACAUAUGUUCAGACUGCGGGAAAAGCUACACUCGGAGAUCGGCCUGCUUUAAACACCAGAGAACCCACUUAGGCGAGAAGCCGUACAACUGCUCCGUGUGUGGGGAAGACUUUGGAACCUACUCGACUCUCAAAGUACACCGGAGAAUCCACACUGGUGUCAAGGCUGGAGUGCAACAAUAGAAGCCCACAGCAGGAUAUUGACCAGGAACCUGUGUGCUUCGCCCUGAGCAAGCGACAGAUCUGAGUCACAGCCGGCCUUCAUGUUUCCAGAAAUGCCUCGUACCUCUUCCCUUUGUAAAGGAUGCUUCUGACUUUAUCUCAAAGAGAGACGGUUUUAAGAUCAGUAGAGAAGAUACUGUGCAUUAUCGAUUGUGCCUUAUUUGUUUAUAUACAUGUUUAUAGACCUCUAUACAUUUGUUUCUUGAGAAUAAUAUAUUGAU